ACAUUAAGAACCUAUUUUCAUUCAACUUCUGUUUCGCAGUCGCUCACUUUUAUCAUGGCUCUUUUCAAUAAGCUCCAGAUUGUUCUCGGAUUUUUAUCGCUGCUACACGCAGCAUACUCUGCGGCCCAACAUCGCUCCUACCUUCGAAUUACUGAACAAGAAUUUUCCCAGCUUCCGAUUGAUAUAAUCGCCCAAGCCAUCGUUAGCUUGCUGUACAUAAUCUACAACAUUCUGCAGGUGGUCGGCGAUUUUAAGGAGAUCCGUGCAGCUGUCGAUUUGCAGGCAAAGUCGUGGGAAACCCUCUCCAAUAUACCGUCUUUCUAUACGUUCAAUCAUCGAGGUAAAGCCUUGUCCCCGCUGUACGAACCACCUAAUCCGGAAUCCACCGAUCGGGUGUAUUCAUCGGACCAACUACUAGAGUAAUUGAACAUCUGAACCAAAUGUUGAUUAAAAAUAUUC
This is a messenger RNA of Anopheles bellator, 459 nucleotides long. RefSeq names its product ER membrane protein complex subunit 5 (gene EMC5). The transcript has 3 exons. The record is from RefSeq and is a predicted model, not a curated record. NCBI's taxonomy places the organism in Eukaryota, Metazoa, Arthropoda, Insecta, Diptera, Culicidae. Gene Ontology annotation, cellular component: plasma membrane; EMC complex; early endosome. The coding region runs from base 55 to 423 and encodes 122 amino acids.